Messenger RNA from Sinocyclocheilus anshuiensis, 1469 nucleotides. RefSeq names its product ST6 (alpha-N-acetyl-neuraminyl-2,3-beta-galactosyl-1,3)-N-acetylgalactosaminide alpha-2,6-sialyltransferase 5a (gene st6galnac5a). The record is from RefSeq and is a predicted model, not a curated record. Bases 66 to 1040 code for a protein of 324 amino acids. Gene Ontology annotation, biological process: oligosaccharide metabolic process; ganglioside biosynthetic process. The transcript has 5 exons. NCBI's taxonomy places the organism in Eukaryota, Metazoa, Chordata, Actinopteri, Cypriniformes, Cyprinidae. Gene Ontology annotation, molecular function: alpha-N-acetylgalactosaminide alpha-2,6-sialyltransferase activity.
AACAAUCGGGCAAAAAAGUGGAUCUUCAUGCGCACAUUCCCGGGAAUAUUCCAGCUGGCUUCAGGAUGAAGACACCGAUGCGUCAUGGAGUAGCCGUGUUUCUCGCCAUCACCAUGUGCACCAGCCUGUUGUUCGUGUACAGCGUCAGCUACAAUAAUAAUACUACAGCAUCCAGCGCGUCUAAGGGCGCGUCAGGUGAGAAAGUGGAGCCCACCAGUGCGCCCCGCGCGCCUCCAGCACUGCAGGGAUACAGCAGCAUCAUUGAGCACAAGCCUCUGAAGAUGCACUGCAGGAGCUGCGCGCUGGUCACCAGCUCGGGUCAUCUAACUGGUGGGGGUCGCGGAAAAGAGAUCGAUCAGGCGGAGUGUGUCAUCCGAAUGAAUGACGCGCCCACGGCCCGUGGCUACGGGGUGGACGUGGGUCACCGUACGAGCCUGAGGGUCAUCGCUCAUUCCAGCAUGCAGAGAGUGCUGCGCAGCCGCCACGAACUCCUCAACUCCAGUCAGGACACGGUCUUCAUCUUCUGGGGACCCAGCAGUUACAUGCGACGUGAUGGGAAAGGGCUGGUUUAUAACAACCUGCGGCUUAUGAACCAAGUGCUGCCUAAACUCAAGGUCUAUAUCAUCUCCUGGCAGAAAAUGCUCCAGUUUGAUGAACUAUUCAAGAGAGAGACCGGCAAAGACAGGAGAAUCUCUAACUCGUGGUUAAGCACAGGCUGGUUCACAAUGACUAUUGCCUUAGAGCUCUGUGACAGAAUCAAUGUGUACGGCAUGGUGCCUCCGGAUUUCUGUAGGGAGUCUCAGCACCCCUCUGUCCCAUAUCACUACUACGAACCGACGGGUCCGGACGAAUGUGCCAUGUACAUCUCUCACGAGCGAGGCCGGCGAGGCAGCCACCAUCGCUUCAUCACAGAGAAGCGAGUCUUUGCCAGCUGGGCUCGGAUGUUCAACAUUCAUUUCUACCAGCCGGACUGGAGUCCGCCGCCGUUACCGAGAAAUAGCACGGCAACCACAGUCUUUCCCCGAUCCCAGAAGACGUGACUCUCACCAGAGCCUUCAAAGAUCUCCAACUGCCUCAGACGGAUCACUGGCUAAUUCCUGUUGCCGUGUGGAUGGAGCUUUACGUGUUGGAUUGACUGAGAGAGACUCUGAUUCAAGGAGAACUGAUGCUUAAACCUUUUCUUUUGCACAUUCAUUGUUUCUUUAGGUACAAAAGGCAUUCCAGUAGGCUGUACGCAUCCAUAUUUCAGCAGCUCAUUGAGUAUCACAGUUUUAUGCGGCAUCUAGGAAAAAUUAGAAAGGGUGGUGGAUCAAAGAGCUCUAGAGUGUAUAGGAUCUGCCUGCAACAAAAUUUGUACUAAAGACAAUGUAAAACAGCAUUCGAAAGUCAUUUUACUUUGAUAAUAUGACAUAUUAUUGAAUGAAACAGGAUAGUCAUUGAGAGAACAGAAUGACGGCACUUGAUUUUAU